Molecule: messenger RNA, 501 nt
Organism: Pyrus x bretschneideri (Chinese white pear)
Lineage: Eukaryota; Viridiplantae; Streptophyta; Magnoliopsida; Rosales; Rosaceae
Product: MYB-like transcription factor ETC3
Exons: 3
Coding region: 94-375 (93 amino acids)
Biological process (GO): cell differentiation
Cellular component (GO): nucleus
Molecular function (GO): transcription cis-regulatory region binding
Source: RefSeq, a predicted model, not a curated record
UUAUUUCUUACCCAUGCAAUCCUUUCUCUCUCUCUCUCUCUCUCUCUCUCUGAGUUUAGGUGUUCCUGUUCUGGCUAGCUUUUGUGAGAGAAAAUGGACAAACGUCGUUCACAUAAACAAGAAGCCAAGAACACUGCCAAUUCCGGCUCAGAAGAAGAAGUGAGCAGUAUCAAAUGGGAGUACGUAAAGAUGAGUGAAGACGAGGUGGAUCUGAUCUACAGAAUGUACAGACUUGUCGGAGACAGCAGGUGGCAUUUGAUUGCGGGUCGGAUUCCAGGACGAAAAGCAGAAGAAAUAGAGAGGUUCUGGAUAAUGGCACAUAGCGAAACAUUCUCUCGGAAAAGAAACGAGCCUGCAUAUCCAACAAAAGACUAAAUCAUAGCCUCCCGUUUAUUUUUUUUCCCUCCAAAAGUAUGACCAUUUUGUGAUUUUCCUCAUCUGUGUUUCUGAAUAAAUAUAUAACCGGAAUAAGGAGAUUCGAAUUUUGAACCUAUCCUAAUA